GAUUUAAUCUAUUUGGAUCCAGAUUGUGACCUCUCCAGCCAAAGGUUGCUGGAAACUCUUUUCUCGCCCCGUGUCGAACGGGUAUGUGAGAAUCUUAUCUUCUCGCGGUGACUGGUGUUACCCCCCUUGGACUUUGGACAGUGACAUGGCGCUAAGCAGGACGCUUAGAGAACCGACACCUGAUUACCCACGCGUCCAGCUGUCACUGGCUACAACCUGAACGGCAAGUUACAACAUCCACAGCAGCAACAUCGUCAGUGAACAUGGACAUGGUGCUCGGCUGCCGCUUCCUGGUGGUCCUAGCGGGGUGGGUCUUAAUGACCCAGGCUUCCCCAUUAACUUUCUCCCCGAGAGGCGGCUACAGGGCGGCUGUGUAUGAACACGCGGUCCACAUACCCUGGAGCUGUCUGCUGGUACCUGUGUCGAGGGGAGAGGCUGUCAGACAGAUGAUGAAGAACAUACAAGUCUACAAGAUGCAGGCGGCUGCUGCUGCUAGAGAGGGUGCUGAUAUCAUAGUAUUUCCUGAAGAUGGGAUAUAUGGCAUGAUAUUCAGCCGGAAUACCAUCAAACCAUUCCUGGAAGAAAUCCCCGACCCCCGCAUUACCGAAUGGAAUCCAUGCGUGACUUCCGGUAGCGACAUCGACGUCACAAUACAACGGGAGCUAAGCUGUAUAGCGAGGGAUAACGCAAUGUAUGUUGUAGCAAACAUGGGUGACAGGAAACCAUGUAACCAUAGCAACGACCCUAAGUGCCCAGAAGAUGAUCAGUAUCAGUACAACACCGAUGUAACCUUUAACCCGGAAGGAGUUCUCGUCGCCAGGUAUCACAAGCGUCAUCUGUUCAAGGAAAAUCAGUUUGAUACGCCGCCAUUAGAACUGGCCACUUUUGAGACACCGUUUGGGAAGUUCGGUCUAAUCACUUGUUUUGAUAUCUUGUUCUACGAUCCUAGUGUAGAGCUGAUCCAGAAGGAAGGGGUGCGAAACAUCAUCUUCCCGACGGCCUGGAUGGACCGACUUCCAUAUCUGGCAGCGGUGGAGUUUCACUCUGCUUUCGCCAAGGGCCUUGGGGUCAACGUCCUCGGGGCCAAUAUACACUACCCGGUGUAUAAAUUCCACGGCAGCGGCAUCUACACUCCAAAGGGGUCGGUAACAUACUACUACAACGACAGUAUCUUCAGCGGGGGUAAAUUGUUGGUUGCUGAUGUAGAUUCUAUAGAGACAGAUAUGCAAUAUCCGCUUGGGUAUUUGCAGAGGAAUAGAGAAAAAUGGCGUGUUGUUAAAAUGAAACAAAAUAAGAGAGAGACGUCAGAGGACAGAAUUCCAUCUCUUGUAUCUGAAGAACGUUUAGCUGACACGACUGACACGCUUGUUGACAGGUUUAAUGUCUCCAGAUUGUCUUCCCUGCCACGUGAGAACUACACGUUUGUGGCCCUGGAACACCAUGCUGGGAAUCAAAGUGCUUGUAGAGACGAGGUGUGUUGCACGGUGGUGUACAGCAGGGAGAACACCUCUGCCCAUGAAGAUUUAUUUGUUUUGGCAGUAUUUAAUGGUUUAGAUGACGGGCGUUUCACCCAGAUCUGUUCCGUGUUGAUGUGCCCGGGUAAUAAUAUGUCCAAUUGUGGGGAACCAGUGACACGAUCAAGCUCUAUGUUUAACUUCGUGGAAAUUAGUGGGAACUUAUCAACACCAUAUAUUUUCCCAGAAGUGCUUGUUUCUAAUGGAGACUAUAUCGGACUUGUGCAAGGAGAAUGGACUUUUACAGACAGAGUUCUUCAUGGAGGAAAUGGAUUUUCCAAACCACUUAUCACUGCAUCUUUGUUCGGUCGCCUAUACUCUAGAGACAACUCCACUCUGACGUAGAUCCUUGUAAUGAGCGAAUGAUUUUACGCCGCUUCAUGCAAUAUCAGCAACAUCACAGCAAGUGAGUGAGUGAGUUUAGUUUUACGCCGCUUUGAGCAGUAUUUCAGCAAUAUGGGCUACAGAAAUGAUGGGCUUCACACAUUGCCCCCAUGUGGGGAAUAGAACCUGGGUCUUCGUCUUGACGAGCGACGCUUAACCACUUGGCUUUUCCACUACCACCACCACGGCAAGGGAAAUAUAGGUUUUCAAACCUUAGGUGACGAUCGAACGCUUCCACCACAGGGCCAUUCCACCAACCUCACCGCAGGUCGUUCAGCGUUACCUUCAGAAUCCCCAUAAUUCAUUUAGCCGCAGUGCAGGGAAAUGAAAGAAGAUAAACUUUUACCGGAUUUUUAAGGUAGUCAACAAAACAAGAUAUCUGUUUACACUCGACGGUCGUGGUUGUCUGGACAGUUUUAUGUGAUAUCUUCAAUAAACUUCCAAUCUGACACAUACACAUAUGUAAUUGUACAUUAAAUAUACUGCAGCAAGACUUACGUCUUAUAGAAGCUUUCACAAGAUGAAGAUUAAAACCAAGUUCCCUAACCAAACAUUUGUUUGAUUUCGUCUUUAAAUAAAACAAUAUGUCCAAACAAACAAGAAAAGACACAACAAACCUAAACCUUAUGUUAGAGGUAGCCCACUGGAUUGUAAAACAAACCAUAAUCACAUGAAAACUACAACGACAAGGUACAAAUGCACAACAUAAUCAAACUUUGUGAACAGUUCUGUCUCGUUUGUCGACGCUGUACACAGGGGCGAUGGGGUAGUCUAGUGGUUAAAGCGUUGGCUCGUCACGCCGAAGACCCGGGUUCGAAUCCCCACAUGGGUACAACGAGUGAAGCCCAUUUCUGGUGUCCCCCGCCGUGAUAUUGCUGGAAUAUUGCUAAAAGCGGCGUAAAACCAAACUCAGUCAGUCAGUCAGUCAAGAACUCGUGUCGCUGGUAGGCUGUAUGUGAAAGGCUAGUAGCACAAGCGAAGUUCCCACCAGGAGGAAGAUGUAUAACAUUCAGUGUAUAGGUAAACUGUAUUGUCUG
Messenger RNA from Haliotis rubra (blacklip abalone), 2935 nucleotides. Its product is annotated as pantetheinase-like. The transcript has 2 exons. Bases 264 to 1859 code for a protein of 531 amino acids. The record is from RefSeq and is a predicted model, not a curated record. Gene Ontology annotation, molecular function: hydrolase activity, acting on carbon-nitrogen (but not peptide) bonds, in linear amides. NCBI's taxonomy places the organism in Eukaryota, Metazoa, Mollusca, Gastropoda, Lepetellida, Haliotidae.